This is a messenger RNA of Phytophthora nicotianae INRA-310, 9365 nucleotides long. RefSeq lists its product as hypothetical. Gene Ontology annotation, biological process: protein deubiquitination. Lineage: Eukaryota; Oomycota; Peronosporomycetes; Peronosporales; Peronosporaceae. Gene Ontology annotation, molecular function: cysteine-type endopeptidase activity; cysteine-type deubiquitinase activity; protein binding. Bases 450 to 9191 code for a protein of 2913 amino acids. The record is from RefSeq and is a predicted model, not a curated record. The transcript is spliced from 2 exons. Gene Ontology annotation, cellular component: nucleus; cytosol.
CCGGUAUUUGCCCCGCGCAAAAAUCUUGCUCGAAGAAGGAAACCCAAAGCGAGUCCCCAGCCACCCCGCCCUCCGCCCUCUUCCCGACGCGUAAACGCGCCACGAGAGGACAGCACAAGGGGGAAAGGGAGAACUCCCCUAGAGGAAGGACGGCAGGCGACGACGGCCAGCGGCGGCGGAAGAGGAAAGGCGUCGGACGCAGUAGCAGCAGUAGCAGGAAGAAGUCCAAGGCUUGUCGCAACUUAAUCGCUCGUAGUCGAAGUAGUAGCGACAGCAGCAGCAACUCGAGUGGUGGCUGCAGCAACUUACACAGCGACAGUAGCAGUAGCAGUUCGGGGCUGGGCGACCGCAGCCUCGCGACCGCCUGCACGAUACCCGGUCCACCGAGCGCCAGCCAAAGCCCCUCGACUAGCAGCGGCGGGCAGGAGAAGAAGCUGCACGUGCGUUCCAUGGAUCGAGCGCCCGCCCAGGACAAGGACAGUCAAAAGCGACGUAAAAAGAGCCAGGAGAGCACAAGCGGCCACGCAACAGACAUGGAGGAAGAGGAGCUCGAGCUCUUCCACGUGGUGCAGGAAGAUCUGCGCCACAAGUCUACAGUGGGCUGGCAGAACGCCGUCAAGGUGCUUAACUCGGCCUAUCAGCAUAUCGAUCGGCCCGAAAGCCAGGCCUUCCUGGACGACGCCUUCCAGAAGAUCAUCAGCAUCAUGCUGGACCAGCAUGCCAGCAAGAUCGGAUCUUUCGAAAAGUCGUGCGUGACGCAGUGUUUGUCACUCGCAGUGCCGCUGGUGAUCGCGCAGAUGAAGGCGGGCAAGUAUUUCCAGACACUGCUAGUGUUGACCAUGAUCUUCAGCAAGAAAAAGACUUUCUACAAGGACUUGCGCACCUCGGCGAUGAUUGGCAGCUAUUGGAACAAGGUGCCCGGGUCGCCUGAAGUGCGAGCGCAGUGCAUCGAAGCGUUCUGCGAGAUGAAAGGAUUCCACUUACUGUUGAGCACAUUGGAGCUGCUGAUGCAGAACCACCGCGAGGGAGACGAACUCGAGGCGGCGAUGGACAGUGAGGAUAUUCGUAUCUUGCUGCAAGCGUUGCUGGAGUUCCGAACAUCUGUCCCGGAGACCAUCUGCACUAAGAUCUCGGUGCUGAUCAUGACGUACUUCACCAAGAUAUCGGACUCAGUGCUGAAGAAGGAGUCGAGCGACGCUGUGGGCACCGUGAUCGGCAUCAUUCGGAGGCUGGUGGAUGCUGGUAUUGUGCCGUCCGAGGCUAUCAAUGCGCUGUGGCUUGACAUUACAGAGAGAUACGUGGAGUCCACUUCCCUGCCUCUGCGACUCUUUGGCUUGGAGCAAAUCAACCAGAUCGUGAAUUGUGCCCGAGCAUCGCGAGCAUUCCCGCCUCGAUACUUUGUGCGAAAUGCCGGCACUGCUGCCGUUAACGGUGUGUACACGUUGAAGGCCAACUCGACGUCGGCAACUUAUGUAUUCAAACAGCAAGAAACGGGUCAAGUGUUUACGCUCUUCUGUUGCACGAUGAAAAGCGGUUUGAAGUGGUGGUUUAUCUCGGAGGCUGACAAGAUGCAGCCUGGAUCGGACCAAGAUAUUGAUUACUACCAGCACCAGUCGCAGUACGAAGAAUACCUGCCCCCUACGCACAACUGGAUCCCCACCGGAAAGGGAGAGGCUCCAGCCCCCGAACUUAUCGCAGAAAGCGUUCAGGAGAAUGGCGAUGAAGACCGCACCCGACUGGACUACAUCUUGAGUGCUUGGGUGGUGGAGAAGAAGAUUCUCGAGGAGAUUUUUGGUGACCGAAUCCACCGUGAGAUUGUGUCGCGCAGUGCGUUGCUGGUCAAGUUUUUGGCGGAGUCCAACAAGUUGGAUACGCACUCUAUUGACGUGAUUUGGCAGUCAUGUAUCCAGAAAGAUCAGACGCUGGUGCACGAAAUCCACAAUUUACUGAUCGCCACGGUGCCAUUUUUGUCGAACGAGCUGCUAUUGCAUCUGGUGGAAAGCAUCCAUGCCUCGUUAUUGCAAAACCUGGAAAAGAACGAGCCUUUCCCGGAGUUGAUUUCGUUCUUACAGCGGCUGGCGACCAACUCGCCGAGCUUUCUUAUGGAGCGCAAUGUGAACGUCACGACGGCGAUCUUGCAGCUGCUCUGGUCGAUUCAAAUGCACUGCAGUAUCGCCAACAUUCGACUUAGCAGGAGUUUGCGCGAUUUCUUCCAAGAAGGGCUGCGUAGCGAAUACGGUGAGCCGCUCCGAAAGGCGUUCUUAAGCGAAUGCAUUGAGGGAAUCAAGAAGUCUUGCUCGCUAUCAAGCUCGGUGCCAGAUUCUGCUCCAUCUCCGACAUCAACAUUGAUCCCCCCGGCGCCUAGCAGCAGCAGCUCAGUUACGUCAUCUACUUCAGCAGAGUUAUCGAGCAAGAACUCGACGGCUUCUAAAUCGUUGGAGCUGCUUAAGUUCCUGAUCGACUCGUAUCGAGUUGAUCAGGCGCUUGUGGUAGAAUCGCUCAAUUCAGAGCACGGGUUAGUGAGCUUGCUAUUUGACGAGCUGGCGACUUUCGUGGCACGGAGCACGGAUAAACAGUCUCCAAGCUAUCGCACGGCUAUCGGUCAUCGCUUAGAAUUGAUUCACUAUAUUCACGUCAAGUCACCAAAGCUGGAACUCUCGAUCCCACAGAUUGAACGACUGUGGCAAGUACUCUCGUCGUCACCUGCUGAGCGCGAGUUCUGCUUGAUAUUUUUCAACCAGACAAGCAUGCGGAGCGGAGCAGCACCUGGUGCUAGCACUGUCGGUGGGUCGAUUAGCUCGGCCUUCAACUUGGAUGUAUGCUUCUACGUCUUCAAGGAGCUCCUGUGCAAGCAAACUGAUUUCCGAACGCUAGGAUGCAUGGGCUACAAGUGCUUUAACACCUACUUCGUGGGUCUAAACGCUCAACACAAAUUGAUGCAACAAACCGAAGAAUCGUUGGAAACGGGCACGCUGAAUCUACUGGGAAUGGAUGCUCUGUGGCGUAUCGCGUUUGAAGCUCCUCUUGAAGUUGCCGAGAUGGCUACACGUGAGUUGCUUCGGGUUUAUGAGCGAUCGUCAAAUGAGAUCACUCACAUUGGUGAAAGCGAAUCAGAUGAGAGCGUGAAGGAUUUCUUGGCGCGUGUAUUUAAACAGCUGUCCACAGUGGAAGACAGCACACCAGACUCACUGAAGCUAGUGCAGCAGUGCUCAAGUCUGUUGGCAGGACUGGUGUCAAGUGCUCGCAAGAAGCAGAAUUUUGUUCCGCAUGGCCUAAGCGGUCGCGGCGCGUACUUUACCAUUAAGGUGAUCGCGCAGCGAAUCCCUUCGUCCAAUACAAGCGGGGCGGGAGUUUCGGCGACUGCAGCCUCAAACCACGAUAAUGCAGUGCGAACAAUGCAGGCAUCAGCAUACUCGAACCAGACGUUGUGGCAGUUCCGCAAGCAGAUCGAGAAGUUAGUGGGUCAUCCUAUGCAGCAGACGAAAAUCCUCUCGUCAGGAUCGGCGAUCACGGGCGAUCAAAAGACACUGGCGGACUUGCAGAUCACGGAGUCCAGUGAGUUGCGCGUGCUGAUGUUCAACUCGGUUGUGCAGCGUUCUAGUUCCAGUGUGAUGGACCAGGAUCAAGUGAUGACUUCGACAGGCAAGGACUCACCGGCUUCUCCUUCGUCUUCGUCGAUAAAGCAUCACCCAGGCUUAGUGAUUGCUCGAGAUGCCUCGUACUUCGGGAUCAUGUUCCGCGUACUCGACAUCGUGGAGGGCCAUCCUGUCCACGAGUUGCUGUGGGCCUUUUUGAAGCAAAUCCCUACUAGUGAAGAACUUCUGAAUCGUGUUUCCAACAUUGGCGCGACUGAGACGAGUGACGGAGAUGUUAAUAUGAGCUCCCCCUCGAACGACAUGGGCAAUGGAGGAAGCAAGCCUGAUUGGUCGUCGUUGCUGAAGGGAAUCUCGUCUCAUCAAGCUAUUUACACGCUACAAAUUAUGGACGCGCUGCUGCUACCGUCAGAUGCCGCGAAGGCACCAUUUGCACAGACGUACCUUCAGCGAUUCAUUUCUGGAGGUGGUUUCCAUGAAGUGCUCUCUUAUUUUAUUAACGCCAACUUCCACGAGAGUUCCUUCAAUGAGGGUGCUGCGGUGGCUCUCCGUAUCCUGAAGUUUUGCUUAUUCGACUCGGGCCACGAUAAUGGGCUAUAUUCGGCUACUGCAAACGGAGAAGUCCCGGCUGAGGUAUUUUCCUUGAGCGAUUCGCAGACUGGAUCAGGCGAGAAUGCGGAGACGCCGAGAGCAAAAAUUAUUGUGGAGCAAAGUCGCUAUGAUCAGUUGGUGCUGAAGAUCGCAGAGCUCGUUGUGUCUGAAUUCACGCGCAUCGAGGAGAAAAGCCCUGCAAAGAAGACGGCGUAUCGUAUCUUGAUCGACGCCGUGAAGACCGUGGAAUCGAUCGUGUCCAUUGCGAACGAUGCUGCGGCCAAGUACAUUAAGGCGCUGGAGCCUCGCGCUAUCAUUGUGAAUAUUUUUACCAAGUUUGAAUCGGAGCAAGUGCGGGACCAGUGGCUCUCAUCAUUGGAGUCCGUUUGCAAAGCGUCCGACGCAGCAGCCGAGGUCGUCUUUGAGGAAUCCAUCCAAUCUGUCGAUCGUAUCGAAAGUGUGAGUGCGCCGUGUGACCAGUACACGCGCAUGCUGUGCUCGUUGGCACGUCUUGAGGGUGGCAAGUCGUCUUCCUACUGUCAAAAGCUUGCCCAAGCUGUAGUGGCAAAGCUGCGUCGCGGGUUUUCGAGCAAAUUCCUGGCCUGUAACGAGCGUUCGGGCGAAGUCCUAAUUGGGUUCCUGGAGUUCUUGCGUGAAGUGCUAGUGGUACAUGCCGAUGUACGAGUCGGAAUCGCCCGCGAUAUCGUAGACGUCGUUUACGAGGAGUGUUUAUUCACGCUGCCAUCUGAAGAUCGCCGUCGCUGUCCGUUGUGCGUGUCACUGGAGACGCGACGUCCUGCGUUCAAGCUGCUUGCGAGUGCGAUCUCUUCAGAUGCCAGUAUCUUGCAUGACUUGCAUGGUCGCCUGACCAAGUUGUUCACGCGGAGUGACGCGCUGCGGUUCAAGUGGGGCCAAGAGAACAACAUUGAAACGCGUGGUAACGGUGAGCACGUCGGACUCAAGAACCAAGGCUGCUCGUGCUACAUGAAUUCCUUUUUGCAGCAGUUGUUCAUGCACCCUACAUUGCGCCAAGGAUUAUUAGGUGCCAAGGUGGCACCUCGCCCCACUCCUCAGGAGCCCACGAAAGCAGAGGCAGAGAAGUUUCCAGAGCGCUUGGUAGGCUGUCGUGUGGCGCUGGAGUGUUUGGGCGGCCGAGUCUACGAAGCAAAUGUCAUUGGAUACGACGAUCUGACAGGGCAGCAUACGAUGCGAUACGACAAUGGCGGCGAGGCGACCUUCAUGUUGGCAGAGGGAAGGCCAGGGAAUGAGAAUGGUCGCUAUGUGAUUUUGCAACCGGAGUUGACGGGCACUGACGCGACGUUGGAGGUUCUUCGUCAGCUUCAGCGCACGUUCUGCUAUCUGCGUGACAGUGAGAUGCGCUACUUCAACCCGAAGGCGUUUGUGGACUCGUGUACUUGUCUGAAUCUCGAGUUUUCGGUGUAUCAGCAGAACGAUGCGACUGAGUUUUGUGAUAAACUGUUGGAUCGUCUCGAGACGGGUCUGAAGACGACACCACAAGGCACACGGUGUCUGCAGGACGUGAUGGGCGGGAAACUUAUUUCUCAAAAGCUUCCGAAGGAUUGUGGACACCGAUACGAACGUGAAGAGCCAUUUAUUCGCUUAGAAUUGCAGAUCCGUGGGAAGGAAAGCAUCGAGGAAUCGCUUUCUGCGUUCGUUGAAGGGGAACUCAUGGACGGCGACAACAAGGUCGAAUGUGAACUAUGUGCUACGAAGAAGGCAGCUGUGCGGCGAACGUGCUUCGGUUCGCUUCCGAACUUGCUGAUUCUUCACUUGAAGCGCUUCGAUUUGGACUACACGACCUUCGAGACGGUCAAGUUGAACAAUCGGUGCUCGUUCCCUAUGCGUCUGAGCAUGAAACCAUACACCAAGGCGGGCAUCGAAGAGCAGGAAGCACACUCUAACUUGCAACAAGAGCGUGAAGAUACGUCGGCUGACGAAGACAUGGCGUCUGAUGACUCAAGUGACUCAGACGAAUUUAUGGCUGACGUGAAUGGUGACACGCCUGCGAUCCCAACUUCCUCAGCGUCACCUAGAUCAAGCAUUAAGCUCACGUCCCCACGGAGUGUUAGCAAGAGCGACGGCGAGGACAGAAACAACACCAAGUCGGAUCCUAACUACGAAUACCGACUGAAGGGUAUUCUGGUGCACUCUGGAGUCGCCCAAGGGGGACACUACUAUUCCUUCAUCUACGACCACAUGUCUGAGAAGUGGUUCAAGUAUGACGACGAGGAUGUGACGCCGUUUGACCCAGCCAACAUUGAGGCUGAGUGCUUUGGAGGAGUGCAGCGACGCUCGUGGCACGGUUCGAACAAUUCUAUGGAGAUGGAAGUCUUCAGCAACGCGCUUAUGCUAUUUUAUGAAAAGGUUAUCCCCGUCGAGCCUGAGGCGACACCAGCCACUGACUCUGAAGCGUCUACGCUAGUUGCUGCUGCUCCGGAUGAAGAGCGCUGCGAGUACGAAGCGGAAGUGUGGAAGUCCAACGAGAUAUUCCUGCAAAACUCAUACCUGUUCGAUGUGGAGUUCCACGAGUUCUUACGCGAGAUGGUACAGUCCCAAUACAUUAAAGACACCCCCGUCUCAGCGGAAGAUGACGUACCCAUGACUCUCUCGCCAUCACCAGAGUCAAACGACGUGACAGCUCCACCGGCUGCACCGGUGGCGCUAGCUGUUCCUGCAGUGGCAGCCGACGAAGAAAUUCAAAUGACGCUAACGGAAAUCGGCGUCGAGUUCGUGCUGAGUGUAUUGCUGCAUUCGCGUGAAAAGCAUGGGAUCGCGCGGUGGAUCACGGUGCUGGCGUCCAAGUUCACGCGAUCCAAGGCUAUCUGUGUCCGCUUCUUCUCGGCUCUAUCGACGUCGAAGCGCAUUCUCUGGUUGCGUGGAUUGCUGUUCGAGUGCCCUGAUUCGAUUGCUCGUCAGUCCUUUGUUCACCUCGUUUCACGAGCACUUACAGCGUACGAGGUGCACCGGAAGGAAGAACAAACUACUCUGGAUGAAGCGAAGGCAGAGGCAGCGGCUGCAGCUGAUACAACUGUCACCCGUGCGUUUUUGGAGACCAUCGCUACUUUCUUGGAUCAGACCUCCAUCAUGCAGCAAUCCCAUUUGGAAGAAUGUUUCAUGCUGCUGCGCAAUUGCGCGGAGAUCAGUGCCACGGCGAGGACUCAGCUUCAACAACUUGAGAUGAUUGCACGCUUGAUCAAUUUUUUCCUAUGUGAUCGCGGCCCGAGCGCGCUAAAAGAUGCCUUCCCGUCCUCGACAUUGCAGCCGACGGCUUCACGGUACGCGUCCCCGGACUACCAGUACUUGCUGGAGGCUGUUAUCGCGAUUCUAGGUCUUCCAAGGCGUACAACCGAGCCCCUACUUACAGAAAGUAGCACGCAGUAUCCGCACCGCACGGUUCUUUCGGAGAAGGCUGAGCAGGCUCUAACUGAAAUCUUCGAGGACUACCAGACGCCGGGGGGCGCGGAUGGCAACCCUGGCUUGGGUCUCGAAGAGCUCAAGAAGUUCUUCUCUGUGUCGUUAAGCAGUGCGACAACCAGUCCUGCUGUGGAGCAACAGGCUCGUCAUUUGCUAUCCAAGUACGGCACACCAGUCGACGACACUGCAAAGGACGAGUUGGAAGCAACUGCGUCACGUGUGGAGCUUGAUGGAUUCAUGCUUUAUUAUACGGAUAUGGCAGCGUCGUCGACAAAGUCCGUGCUACAAGAUCUACGCACAUUCGGCUUCAGCGAGGACCUCCAGCGACACUCGAUGUGUAGCGGAGACCUGCCCACCGGAGCUCAGGUACUUGAGGGGUUGAGUCCUCUGAGUCGUGGUGCGUUACUAAACGACGUGUUCUUCGACUCGGCGCUCGAGGAAGAAGCAGAGACGACGUGUGAACUAUUGUUGCGGCUGAGUUUGGGAGACCACGAGACGUCCACGCGGUUGUUGCGUGCUCUUCUGCACUGCCUGCAGAGCACGGAGACUGGAUGGAAGGGGCAGCCUGUGGUGGACGCCUGCGCGCUAGCAGUGCAGCGAGUGCUGGGCUAUGAAUGUGAUUAUCAGAAAGAACUCGUGGAGCUUGCACUGAUUCACAGCGACUACGGCUUGCUCAGCUCCGCGCGCAGCCGAGAGAACCUGCGCUCACGUUACGUGAAUACCGCGCACGUCCCUCUGUUUGUUUACCGACAAUUGGUUCUAGUGUUGGAGCUGCGUGCGCGUGUACCGGCAGUCAGCGCUUGGCUAGCAGAGCAUCGCAGCAAGUGGGAGUGGCUCUAUGAAUGGCUGCGUCUUGAGUCAUUGCAGCCUAGUCUGGGUGGACGUCUUUCCCUACUGAGACGCGAACCAGCAAAGCUCGAGAUGCUCUGGAGGUUGGGCGAGGCGCUGGGUAUCCCGUACCAGGAGGAACAGCGGCGAUACGUGGUUGAAGGCGCCGGAUACGCUCCUGUCAACGGCGUGUAUGUAAGCACGUCUCACGUCCACGACAACUGCUUGACUUACGCUUGUGUGAAGAGCGACAUCGAGUACACGCUGUUCCGCUGCUGCAUGCCCAGUAAGGCUCGUCGCUGGUACAUUUCAUACUCUCCUAACAAGAACCUGCUCGGAACGAUGUCGGACGAAGAUUUCUACUUUGUUCAGUCGCACAUUGACGACGAGUCUCCACCGGUAGAUGGUUGGAAGGUCUGGGUGAAGAACGAGAAGGCCAAACCGCCGGUGCCAACGGUGCGUCUCUACAGCUCGACGGUGGCGGCUCUAGAUGGGGAAGGAGACGCUGCAGAUGCGUCGGACGCUGUGGAAGGCUUUAUGACUGGAGGCGGCUUCGAUGACGGCUCGAGUGCCCCGACCGCGCCGUCGUCCGACAUGGUCGUUGAGACUGUGGAUGUAGACGCGGACGCAGAGACGGUGGAGUAUGACGACAGCGAGGACGAAAUCCGCGACAGUAACGAGCGAUUCCGAGCCGUGCAUUUGGAUACACAGGAAGACGGCAGCAGCGCGGACGACUUCAUGUAAGCGAACUCGAGGAGAGUAACAUUAUGUAGCCUUUUGCCACUCAUCCCGGCUGCACGGCAUAAACUCGAGUGCUGGGUGGGCCGGAGGGAUUUCAGGUUGGCGAAGGGAGGUGCCUUUGUGCGGUGAAGAUUGAUAAAGAAAAACAAAUUACCAUUUUUACGUUGAAAUCGCGGG